Messenger RNA from Aricia agestis (brown argus), 3329 nucleotides. RefSeq names its product octopamine receptor beta-2R (gene OAR2). Gene Ontology annotation, molecular function: octopamine receptor activity. The record is from RefSeq and is a predicted model, not a curated record. Lineage: Eukaryota; Metazoa; Arthropoda; Insecta; Lepidoptera; Lycaenidae. The transcript has 9 exons. Gene Ontology annotation, cellular component: membrane. Bases 379 to 1536 code for a protein of 385 amino acids. Gene Ontology annotation, biological process: adenylate cyclase-activating adrenergic receptor signaling pathway.
ACCGAACGCCGCGCUGAGCGGACGUGUGUAACGCGCCAAGGAUUCCAACGUGCGAAAUUUAUGUGAUUCAGUGACAGUGCAGUGUUGUGCCGAGGAUCUGGAGUGUUAAAAACACGUGAGAACUUGUGAAUGAACCAAGUAUUCCAGAUCUCGGGCACUACGCUGUUCUUUGGACAUCCAGAUUUUGAAGCUGUCUGAAUGAUGAGAUUAAUGAAGCCUCACGAGAUGUAGGCGGAAGGGAAGUGAAUUGAAGAUGUUGAGAAUUUGAAGCGAACGUUUCUGGAUUCAGUUAGGAUGGUUAUUGUAACGGCGGCCGGGCACAGGAGUGGGGUGGAUAAAGUUACGCGAAUGAAACAAGAAAGAUAAAGACCACCCCCUAUGGAUCAAGUAAAUUUGACAAGGAACGAGACGGGCAACGCGACGGGCGGCGACGAAGAAUGGCCCCAGCUGGUGAUGUUCAAGUUGAGGACGGCGGUGCUGCUGCUCAUCGUCAUCAUGGCGGUGCUUGGCAACCUCCUGGUGAUCGUCAGUGUGAUGAGGCACAGGAAACUGCGGGUCAUCACCAACUACUUCGUCGUGUCGCUCGCGUUCGCAGACAUCCUUGUCGCGAUGGUGGUCAUGCCUUUCAACUUCAGCGUGCAGUUCUACAACGAGUGGAUCUUCGGCCCCGUGAUCUGCGACCUGUGGAACUCCUCCGACGUCUACUUCACGUCCACCUCCAUACUCCACCUCUGCUGCAUCUCGGUGGACCGCUACUACGCCAUUGUCAAACCCCUCAAGUAUCCCAUUAAGAUGACGAAAAAGAUGGCGUUCGUGAUGUUAGCAGCGACGUGGCUGAGUCCCAUCACCAUAUCCUACGCACCAAUCUUCAUGGGCUGGUACACCACCAGCGAGUACAUCAGAACCCGAGAGCUCAACCAGUGCGAGUUCAAAGUCAACAAGCCCUACGCGGUGAUAUCCAGCUCAAUAUCCUUCUGGAUACCUUGUACCAUAAUGAUAUUCACUUAUCUGGCGAUAUUCAAAGAAGCUAAUCGACAAGAAAAGGCACUCCACGCGCGAGCCGGUAACGCCAUGCUUAUGCAUCGCCAUUCCAGGGAAGUAAGUGAUAAAAACGGGGCUUUACAUAUAAAUGCCACGACGCCGACGAAAGAUAAAAACAUACUUAAAAUGAAAAGGGAACACAAAGCGGCGAGGACUUUGGGUAUUAUUAUGGGCGCGUUCAUUCUGUGCUGGCUGCCCUUCUUUCUGUUCUACUUGUCGACGUCCCUGUGUGACACUUGCGAGUAUCCCGAAGUGGUGACCGUGAUCAUGUUUUGGACUGGUUAUUUCAAUUCAGCGUUGAAUCCCAUCAUCUACGCGUACUUCAAUAGGGACUUUCGUAACGCCUUUAAGAACACGUUGGCUUGCGCGUUCUGCAGUAUUUGUCGACGAGGCGCCACUGAUUUAGACGCUCUGGAGCGACUCGACAGACGCGGUUCCGCUCAGCUGAGAGUCCCCAUUCCUUCUAGAAGAACCUCGGAUCUAGCGUCCCUCUGAAAAUCGCCUUACAGUGAUGAAACAUCCACUGUAUAAUGUGCAAUAACUUUUGAAGUGAUUCGUAGGUGUAAGUUUAUUUUAGUUGCUAGCUUUGACGUAAUUUCGUUUGUUAUCAGUGAUACUACUCGUAACAUUGCUAAAAGUAGCAUUUUGUAAAUAUAUUUACGAACGCUGGCCUAAUCAGGUAUAACGUUUGCUGAGGCCAAAGAAGUAUUGUAAAUAAACUCUAAAUGUAAAUCUAGAAAAACUAAAUGUGAUAGAUGUUUGAUAGACAUUUUGUAAAACUAUUAGCAAUAAGUAGCGAUAUAGGACGAUGUGAUUAUCAUAACCAUUUCAAUGCACAUUUAAUGUAGAGUAUUGACAAUAUUGUUUUUACAAAAUAAUUUAUUAAUGAAAAUGCAUUAUUAGAUAUUAUAUCUGAAUGUAAUGAUUUUUGGUGUUAUGAUUGUACAGAAUUUAGCAUAGAUAUAGGUAAACCAUGAAAGUCUAGUCCUUUUAGUACAUUCGAUAGCGUAAUUUAUUUGCUUAGCUACGAAAUUCUGUUAGUCAUAGAUAGCUAAAUACUAGAUGUAAAUAUUUAAGGAACAAACGAAGGUGAAUAUAAAUUUUAGUUGGAUUUGUAUAUAUUUAAGAUUUAGGUAAAGUAAUGAUAAUUCAUUUUAACAUAACUAAUAUGGGGACAAAUAACGCUUCAAUAGAAACGAGUAAUAAAUGUACUAACUUUAACAGAGUCAUUAGAGAUUGGUGUGUUAAUGUCGUGUAGUCCUUGUAACAAGAAACCUUGACUAAUGAGUUAAGUUAAAAAUAUUGAGCAUUCAGCAGCCAUGAAAUCACAAAUCCAAGGUGACACGUGGUGUGGAAAUACCACGUUUCGCUCCGCCUGUAUUUCUAAAGAUUAUUAAAUCUAUGUUAGCCUCUUUGUCUCUGUAAUUUGUUGAUUCAAGUGUUGAAAUUUUGUUUACACAAAUUGUUAAGCCGUUUCUUACAUACCACGUUGGCUUGACUUAUGUAUUGCAUAAUUAUUUAUUUCAUGUUUACUUUACCGUAUUUGAACAACCGUACUAAAAAUGUACAGAAUCUUCAAAAAUUUCUAUAAAUCGUCAGAUAACUUUUUACCUAAAGAAUAAAAAUGACACUUUGAUAUUUUUUUCAUGUAAAAUCUGUCGAAACGCUAAAUUUAUUCCAAUGUUAAAAUUUAUCUGACGAUUGAAAAGCAGCCCUAAGUUGAUUAAUUAUAUUAGCGUCAAGUUUUUUUAUCGUCAUUUUUGUAAUUUUUUUACAUUUUUCUUGUAUUGUCUGCUCAUUAUUUUUAACUUGAUGUCUUAAUGUAUAUUCAGUAUCUCUUAUUGAAUCUUUGUCAGUGUCCGUAUUAUCUUCGCUUACAUGACUCGUCAUUAGCCGCAUAUUUUGUAUUCAAAGUUAAUUAUGUUUCUUUGUUAAAAUGCCAUCGAAUUCCUAAAAAUAUUUGCUUACGUCAGAUAGAAAUAUUUUUGGAUUAUUCUUUUGAUUUUUGUUUUAGGUUGUUGUCGAUUAGAAUUAAUAUAGAAAAGAAAAUAGGAUUUUUUUGGCAGCCAAAGUGAACGAAUUUCAGAUUAUUAUUUCAUUAGGUAACGUUAUCAGAAAUUCAUAAAAAGUUUGAAUAGAAAACAUGCCGCUAAACCUUUAGAAUCGAUUUUCAAAAGUCAAUGUGUCUUCCUUAUUGUUAAGUAAUUAAGGGUCAAAAUACCAAAUUAAUAGAAAAUUGAUUCAUAGCACAAUUGUAAGCUUCUCUUACAUAGAAUAGCUACCAUAGA